AACUCGACGCUUGGGUGUUUCGGAAAACAAUCGAAAUCUCUUUAAGUAGAUCUAUUCUCGUGUUUCUACUACUACUCCGUUGCGAUUAAGCAUGUACGAAGAGCACUACGAUGAAGAUGGAUUCAAAUUGUCCUUCGAUGAGGAUGUGUCGAAAGCGGACAAGCGGUGUUUCAUGCGUACGUUCCCGAACGUUAGCCGGAUCGCCGAGCGCAAGGUGCACUGCACCUCCUGCCACACGCACAUUGGGACGGCCCCGAUUGCCGAGGCCGUCAUCCGGAAGCACCCGGUCCUGGGGGUUACGCAGUGUAGCGAUUGCCACGAUUUCUACAACAGCGGCGAGUUCUCGAAGGGUGAAGAUGGUAGCGAGCUGUACUGCCGCUGGUGUGGGCAGGGCGGCGAGGUCUACUGUUGCUCCAACUGCCCGUUCGUGUUCUGCAAGAGUUGUAUCAUCAAGAAUCUGUCCCGGGUUUGUGUGCAGGAUAUCGCUUCCAACGAUAACUGGAGCUGCUUCCGGUGCGCUCCGAAUAUCUUGAGCCACCUAAGGGCCCAGCAUUGGGCGCUCUGCAACUUCAUCCAGAAACAGAAAAAGGAAAUUAAAAAGAAAAAUUAUAACACCCAAACCAUUAUGGCAAUGAUGAAGGAAGAUAAAACAACCUGCUGUUUCAUGAAGGGAAGAAGAAAACAGCGCAUCACCACCAUCCCGGAAGGAUCGGACAGUGGCAAGGAUUCACCUAAACCCUCCACUAGCAAAGCAGCAGCUGCUUCGACUGUAGAUAAAGAGGAUUCCGUGCCGCUGGCUGCGCUGGUAAAGUUAAAGGACUUCCGGAAUGUUAAAGUUGUGCCAGCGCAUCUGUUGCUCAGUCAACCGCAAGUGAUUCUGAAUUCCGUGCUGGCAAGAAAGGAAAAGACUCCAAAGCAACAAAAGAGCAAGAGCCCGGCGGAACGGAAGAAACCGCUAGCCGCUAACCAAUUAGAGGGCAUUAGAACCUAUUCGAGAAAACCUAUCAAGGAAGAAUAUAGGGCUGGCAAACGUCAGCUUGAGUCACAGGAAGUAUCUGAAACGGUUCAAGCUGAGCAACCACCCUCCGCAAAGAAGGCAAAGCACAGUAAUGACGAAGUCGUCUGUACGCCCGACAUUAUGGGUAUCCUGUCACCGGUAGUGGAAAUUACACCAAUUACACCCAUCAUUCGAAAAGCGCAAGAACAGGAAAAGGUUCAUUCGUCAGGACCUGGUACAUCAUCAUCAGCCACUGCAGCUCAAUCGAUUGACGCCGUACCUUCCACCCCGAGCAAUCGAGCGAAAACUCAACCAACUACGACCCCAGGUUUAGUGGCUAAUAUACGCACAAUGCAUGAUAAACUGCAGCAGUACCUAGGAGUAAAAGACUCGCCAGCAACUCCCAAACCAUCAAAGCUGCCCUUACCGAUACAGGUGCCACCUAGUGCGAAUCGAACGCCGCAGGCACCAGUCUACCAUAUAAUCAACGGGUAUCGUGUGGAUCUUCACAUGGCUUCACAGCAAAGUACCUAUCGGUUACCGGAUGGUAAGCUUAUUCAGGUACGGAAGCAGAAAACCAGUCAACCCGAACCUGUGCCAAAUAGCAAUGAGUCCGACGAGACGCAGAGUCACAAUCAGGCCUGGCCUAGUGCCCGGGACUCUGCGAAUGGUAUGAACUGUAGCUACACCGUAACAUCUUUACCCUCUGCCUGGAACAAAGACGGUGAAACGUCAGAAAUCUCGAAAGGCAAACGCAUGUUUUCUGUUCACCAAACACUGCCAAAGGGACAUCCUCAACUGACGAAAAACAGUGUACAUCGCCCUCAGCCGCAUAUUUUAGUCACGAACCAGCGAAUGCCUGUGAAACAGCUACGUUUUCAGCAGCUACCGACCCAACAGCUGCAGCAGCAGCAGCAACAACAGCAACAACAACAACAGCAACAACAACAACAGCAACAACAACAACAGCAACAACAACAACAACAACAGCUGCAGCCGCCGCCACUGCGGCCUCAGCAACCACUACGGCAGGCUCAACAACAGCCAUCCCCGGUCCAGCUACAGGAACUACAGCGACCGGUUUUGCAAUUUGCGCCAAGGGAACUGCAACAGCCGGCUUUACAACACCAAGAGAUGCAGCAGCAACAACGAGCGAGACAAGCAAAACUGCCGAGACAGCAACCUCCAUUACGACCGCUGCUACCAGCACGAACGCUGGUGCCACAAUUGCAACCGUUUCAGCAGCCACAAUUGCAGCAACAACCAUUGCAGCCUCAGAUUGUACUGCAAUCGCCAUUCCAGCAGCAAGUCACAUUGCAGCAACAGCAGCCGCAGCAGCAACAGCAGCCGCAGCAGCAGCAGCAGCAGCAACAGCAGCCGCAGCAGCAGCAGCAGCAACAUCAAUUGCAACAGCUGCAGAUUCAGAACUCGAACACGCCAUCUCCACAACAGAUACUUCGGUUUCCGCCGUACUUGGAGAUUUCGACAUUUAGACCGCCCUUUCCAGCAGAACAACAGAAUCUGCAAAAUCGGCCGUUUCAAUCGUCCAUCGUUACACAGCAGCCAAUGCAGCCACAACCGUUUCGGCAGCCACAACCACAAUAUCAAUCACAACUAGUGGUGACAGCAGUAAGGCCGCCAGCACAACAGCAGCGAAAGAGGGGAAGAGCGUCCAGCAAUAAUCAAGUGCCGGCUACUACCAACUCGGCUGGAGCUGCCGCUACCAGCAAUAAUGUUGCACACACCGCCAGACCUGCGCUGCUGAACACUUUGCGUGACAUGGUUAAUGGCCCGCAUACCAAUUCCCCGCUCGGGAAGGGACAGAAAGAGUUCGAGGCCAAGCUGUUGGUAGGGGCGGAAACAUGCCAUCAGAUAAUGGGCAAAAUCGCUACCUUGGCAGGCUCGCAGUCAAUGAAGCAGAUUCGGACUUUGCGCGAGUUAAAGGAGCUGUAUCUGCAUAUGUCCUACCUGCUGACAUACGGCGUAAGACGGUUUCAGGGACUGCAGCAACAAUGCGUCGAGGAUGUGCGCUCGCUCGGUUUCGAAAAUGCUGCCGAAUUUUUGCUUACGGAUGUAGCAACCAACGCUAGCGUCCCGGAGGAGACGAACAAAAGUGGUGAAGCAGAAGGCAACCCUGAUGGCGAUGAAGAAAAUGACUGUGAAAUCAUCGAGCAGAACGCGACCGUCAUUGAGGUAGAUUCGGAUGACGAUGAGGGAUCCCAAUCGGCGCAGUCAAAUCAGGCGUCCAACAGCAGCUCAACUCAAGACGGUGUACAGUUGGCCGCAAGAUUUGAAAUUGUCAGUGGCGCCCCGGGAAACUUCGAUGUUAGAGCGAUCGCUUCUCCAUUGCCCGGAGGUCAAUCAGGGGGAUCAAAUACACCCAACACACAAUCGAAUGGUGCAAAUAAUAAUGAUCAGCAGCAAAAUAGCGAAGGAAACGCACCUCGCGAAGGUGGAAAGGUAGCUGAUCAGACUAACGCUAGCGAACCUGCAACCGCAACGAAGCAACCCGAAUGCGAGAACAGUUCAGCAUCAACGGAGCAGGCGGCGCCAAACGAUUCCAAUGAACUUGCGGAAUUGGUUGAACUGAGUGAGGCGAACGAUGGCGGCACUGAUAGCCAGCGCACAAACGUUGGUCAGGAAGGCGAAGUUCAGCACGGUGUCAGCGAUGGCGCAAAUGUAGAGACGGCGAGGGCACCAACAGUGGAGGCAGUGGAGCAAGAAGCAUCACCGUCCAAAGCCAACGAAAGUCUUUCGGGCAGCGAGCUGUUGGAGCAGCUAGUAGACAGUUUGAUGGACCAAGGACUGCUAGAUGUUCCCAAGAUACUAACAGCUGACGCCGGAAUAAGUGAUGUAUCGAAAGGCGCUGCGGAACUGGUUGAAAUAUCUCCCAAUGAAGUGUCCGAAUUGUUAAAUAACCAGAUGGUGGACACAUCGGUAGAGAAGGAGCAAAACAAUCAAACGAACCAACAGGACCUUGAGAAGAGGGAUGAAACAAAUGAGUCCGAAGAGAUGGGCAUGAAACAACUGGCAACGGACAACCGCAGUGCGAAUAAUGAAAGUAAUUCGGUGCUAGAAAAGGAAGCAGUGGAUUCAUCAAAACCAUUUGACGAAGCAGCAGUAGUGGAGACAGAUGAAACUCUGAAAGCUUGCCCAAGCGAGAAUGUAGCUAUUGGGAAGGAUGCUUCUAAAGCCGAGGGAGAGGAUCACCGUGUAGAAUGCACAGCUGAAAAUGAGGAGCAAAACAUCAGCCUAGGGAAGGAUAUGGAGGAUUCCUUAAAGGAAAGUGUUGGUAUUACUGAUGUAGAUUUCGCAGAGCAAGAGCGACAGAAAUUAAAAAGUGCUAAUGAGGAAAUUGCUCGUAUGAAAGGCGAUGGUGAUGCGAUAUUAGACAAGCAAAACAUUGCCGGAGAGAAGGACUCUGUGGAUUCGGCGAUGGCAGUUGAUAGUUUUGCUGAUGUAGAGAUGCAAGAUGACUCUAAAAAGGAUAAAGAAGAAGAAGAUAAGCAUUUAGAAGGUACAACGGAAGAAAUUGAUAUGAAGGACGAUUCAAAGGUGAGGAUUUUCGUCAAUGAUUCAAACAUUGUCGAAGAAAAGACUCCAGGUGCCUCUUCACUACUAAGUGGUACUAUCAGCAGUGUAGAUUUGACACUGGCCCCAUUAGAAGACGCUAGCAAAGAUGUAGAGAUGAAGGAUCAAUCAAAUUCGCUCGAGAACAAAGAGGAGAUAGCCAGUGAUUCAAAUCCGGCCAAGGGGAACAAAUUAGAAGAAGCAGAAUCUCACAAGCAGGUCGAUAAUGAUACGACCAACCAAGCACAACAAAUGGAUACCGCAAUAGCACGACAGCUAGAGACUGAAAAUUGUUCAGAGGAGCAAAGCACGGGAAAAGAAGAAUCGUUUUCGGAGUCCAGAAGUUUCAUAGAAAUUCCGGAAACAGAAAGGCAAGACAUUGCGAAAGAAAAAGUCGAUAGUUUGUCUCAAAAGUACGUAGAAGAUUUAAAUGAUAAUAGCAUGCCUGUUGGCAGCUCUAUUGCCCCAUCUCUUGAACAUUCUACAACAUUAGAAGCUGACAAAAUGGUAACAUGCGAUACUUCCACUAAAGAAGAUGACUUGGGCCUGUCGGAGGCAAAAACUACGAAAACUGACGAUAAUGUAGAAACCUCUUCGAUGGGAUCGUCGGAAGGUUUUCGCAGUCCAGAAACGAUUUUAUCCGAUUCGUUUCCGUUCGAUGACCCAUGCACUCGUAUACGGGGCGAGAAUUCCACACAGAAAGAGACGAAUGUUAAUGAAGGAGCAUCUAUCUCCGCUGGCGGUGAAGCCUCUCAAGAUACCGAUACCGUUGUAGAGGCAUCAGCGGCAAUAGAUGAACAGAAUAUUGCGAAUGAAGACUUGAUUUCAUUAGAGUCUAUUUCGAAUGAUGCAUGGGAAGAUUCGGAACAAGAUGGGACUCAAGAUGGAGUGGACGCCACUUUCUGAUGUAGGCGAUACAAUCCCUUAGAAGAGCUUAGAAAAUAGUUGAACUUUAAUGAGGAUAUGCAAGUAGCACGUAGCGUUUCUGUGAAUCGGCCAUCUGUAUCUGUAACGGAUACCUAGAUGUAAGCUAAUGAACUUUAUGAGUGAAUGUUAUGGCAGUGUAAAUAUGCUAUAAAAUGAUGAUGAUACAACGAUCAUUAAAUUAAAUGAAAUGUCUAAUAAACGCUAUGCGAAACAUCAA
Molecule: messenger RNA, 5711 nt
Organism: Anopheles aquasalis
Lineage: Eukaryota; Metazoa; Arthropoda; Insecta; Diptera; Culicidae
Gene: ADD1
Product: ADD domain-containing protein 1
Biological process (GO): replication fork processing; chromatin remodeling
Cellular component (GO): nucleus; pericentric heterochromatin
Molecular function (GO): chromatin DNA binding
Source: RefSeq, a predicted model, not a curated record